Nicrophorus vespilloides is the source of this 591-nucleotide messenger RNA. It is a transcript of the gene mRpS17, whose product is annotated as 28S ribosomal protein S17, mitochondrial. Gene Ontology annotation, biological process: mitochondrial translation. Gene Ontology annotation, cellular component: ribosome; mitochondrial small ribosomal subunit. Lineage: Eukaryota; Metazoa; Arthropoda; Insecta; Coleoptera; Silphidae. Gene Ontology annotation, molecular function: structural constituent of ribosome. The record is from RefSeq and is a predicted model, not a curated record. The coding region runs from base 54 to 533 and encodes 159 amino acids. The transcript has 2 exons.
CUUUAUUAUGAUCAGUCCUGUGUUAACCUCAAAAUAUAUAAUCAAAUAAGAAAAUGGCUUUGGCCGCGGCUACUAAAUCUUUGCAGUUAAUUGGUGAAUGUGUGCCCUGCGUUAAGCAGAAUGCUUCGAAAUUCAAAAUAAAACGUUUAGAAUUAGAUCAACAUUUGCUGAUGUAUUUCAGAAAAGAUGAUUACAUUUUCGCACACGACCCUGAGAAAAAGUGCAAGACUGGUGAUAUUGUACUAAUAGAAAAGUUGCCAGAGAAGUUAUCCCGACUGAUUACACACAAAGUUAAAGAAAUUGUUUAUCCGUUGGGUGAUGUGACAGACCCAUUCACUGGCAAAAAUGUGGUAGCUGGUAAAUUCAGAGAUCAAAUCGAUAAAGUCAACCAGGCAUAUGGGAAAUUACCCACAGGAUUUGAUUAUACAAAAGCCCCUAAGAGGGGUUGGCAAGAGGACAAGAAAGAUUUCUCUCAUGUUGAGACUUAUGCCAAAUAUCAUGAAGAUGGCAAGGAUCAGCCUUAUUCAGUAUAGUUAUUGAUGUUUUUUUGAUGUGCAAGCUUUAGUUUAAAUAGAAUUGUUUUUAAUUAAA